AUGGCCUCGCUAGCGGACGAGGGCCGGCUGCGCGGCGUGCGCAACGCGGUGGUGGAGCCGCUGCUCCGCAUCAGGAGCUCCAUCACGUCCUGGGCGCUCGUCUCCAACAACAAGCAGCACGCCGACGUGGCCACCUCGCCGGCCUCCACCGUCGGGCCGAGCCUGGGUGUGCUGCUGCUGCAGCAGCGGCCGCUCGAUUCGCUGGGCCGGGGACUGGACCAGAGGCCGGCGCUGCUCAAGACGUUUCAACCGCUGCAACGCCCGCCCGCGGUGGCCGCGGCGUUGCCCUUGCCGCCGGAGCAGCCCGAGCCAAAGAAACAGUCGCCGCAGCCCGAGAGGGUGUACGACGAGCCCCGGGUACAGGUGCGCGCCUCAGAACCGCCCGCCGGCCCAGCGCCCAGCCCGCCGCGCAACUUGUCGCAGGAGUUCAAGGACAUGUUCCCGCCCAUGCGGCGCAUUGUCAUGCCGGAGCCGAAGGCUGCCGCCCUCAAGGGCAAGCCCGGCAUCUUACCCAGCGAGGACGCCAUACCCGAGGAGGAUGGUGAGGACGACGACGAUGACUUGCUGGGCGAGGACGUCAACCCGUACCACUACCCGUACGGACAGGAGCCGCCCUACUACGACACGCCCUUCACGGGCUUCACCGACGUUAACAAGGUGGCCAUUGAGGUGUGCCCCACCCCCAGCCCUCGCUACCUCACUAUGCGGCCCAGCGAGGACGCGGGAGGCGGUGACUCGUACGUGUCCGUCAACGGGAGCAGCGAGCCUCUGCCGGUCACCCCCAGCGCCCCUAAGGGAGAGGUGUUCAAGCUCAGCCUGUUCAGCGGGAGCAGCCACAGCAACGUGUUUACAGAAGAAGGCAGUGAGGGGGAUGAGGACGACGACGACGAAGAUGAGAAUGACGAAGAAGACGAGAAUGAAGACCUAGAAGGAGACGAAGACGAGGCGCCCUCUCAGCCUCUGGACCGAGUGUGUGCUACUUCGGACGCCGACCCUUCCUCUACUUCGGACACUGACGACUCGUCCUCCCUCUCCCUGUCCGACGACGGCGCGGGCAGCGUCCUCAUGUUCCCGGGGGCCACCAGCGCCGUCAGCCACUACAGCAACAUGGGCGGGCAGGGUUCGUCCUGGUCCCUAGUCAGUGAGGACGAGGACGCUCCUCGGCCGGUGUUCGGCGACCCGUUUGACACCAUCAAGUACAACAGCCUGCGGAGGAACCACGGCAACGACCCGGAGCGGGGGCACUGCCACUACAGUAACGUGUCCGAGUACUUCGACCACCAGCGCGACCCCCUUAGCGCGCUGGGAGAGGCGCUCGCCCUGGGCGGCCCGCCCGCCGUGCGCCGGCGCAGCCACGUCGGCCCGCACUACGUCAACGCGAGCAGCGUGUGCUCGGAGGCGGCGAGCAGCUUCCGCCUGUCGCAGAGCCGCUCCAUGCAGUCCGUCAGCCUGCUGGACCACGUCCUGGACCCCGACCAGGACGGCGCGCAGCCGCUGGACCUGUCCGUGUCGGCGGCCAGCUCAGCAAUCACAAUCUUGGUUGUUCCGCAGGGCACAAAGCGCACAGCCGCAAUCUCUAUUCUUGACAUCUUCGGCUUCGAGGACUUCAAGGAGAACAGCUUCGAGCAGCUCUGCAUCAACUAUGCCAAUGAAAACCUCCAGUUCUACUUCAACAAGCACAUCUUCAAGCUGGAGCAGCAGGAGUACGCCCGUGACAAGAUCGACUGGCAGACCAUUACAUACAAUGACAAUAUGCCUGUCAUCAACCUGAUCGCCAAGAAGCCGGUGGGCAUCUUGCACCUACUGGACGACGAGUCCAAUUUCCCCAAGGCCUCGGACCUGUCCUUCCUGGAGAAGUGCCACUACAACCACGCGCUGGACGAGCUGUACUCGCGGCCGCGCAUGUCCAGCCUGGAGUUCGGCGUGCGGCACUAUGCCGGCCAGGUCUGGUACAACGUGGAAGGUUUCCUGGACAAGAACAGAGACACACUGCGGCCCGACGUCGUGGAACUGCUCAUCAACAGCAAAGUAACGAUGUUGAGCCGCAUGUUCCAGAGCGUGCGCUCGCACCACGAGACGGCCAAGACCAUCAACAAGGCCAACGGGCGAUUUGUGACGAUGAAGCCGAGGACGCCGACCGUGGCGGCGCGCUUCCACGACUCGCUGCAGCAGCUGCUCGAGUCCAUGACCAAGUGCAACCCGUGGUUCGUGCGCUGCAUCAAGCCCAACAACGACAAGGCGCCCAUGAAGCUCGACAUGCCCAUCGUGCUGGAGCAGCUGCGCUACACGGGCAUGCUGGAGACGAUCCGGAUCCGCAAGACGGGCUACCCAAUCCGCCUCAAGUUCGGCCACUUCGUGGAGCGCUAUCGCUACCUGCUGCGGCCGCGCGGCUGCAGCCUGCCGCGUGGGGCGCCCUUCCGCGAGCUGUGCCGCGCCAUCCUGGACCAGGCCGACCAGCAGGCGGCGGGCCACGGCCAGGGCCAGGACUACCAGCUCGGCACGACGCGCGUCUUUAUGCGCGAGAACCUGGAGCGGCGGCUGGAGAAGGAGCGCGCCGACAUCCUGCGCGCCGCGGCCGUGACGGUGCAGCGCCACGUGCGCGGCUACCUGGCGCGGCGCCGCUACCGCGCGUGCAAGCGCAGCGCCGUGCGGCUGCAGGCGGCCGUGCGCGGCUACGCGGCGCGCAAGCGCUACCGGGCCGUGCGCGCGGGCGUGGUGCGCGCCCAGGCCCACUUCAGGGGCAAGCGCCAGCGCCGCCGCUACCUCGAGCUCAAGGAGGAGCUCAAGCGCCGCUCCGAGGUGGAGAAGGUGGCCCGGGAGCGCGCUAAGGUUAAGGCCCAGCGCGACGAGCAGGAGCGCACCUCCAGGGCUGUGGCGGGCGUCAACCACCUGGAGAUCCCCGCCGAGCUGGCCUUCAUCUUCAGCAAGCUGGAUGAUUGGCAACCGACUCACACGGAGCGCAACCUGGUCAAAGUGGUGGGCGGAGUUCCUCCGCGACCCGAUCGGUACUUCCUGCCGAACGACAUCGACUACCAUGCCUUCACCAAGUUCACCAACGUGUACUUCAAGUCACACCUAUGGGGCAUGAAGCGCGAGCCCAUCAAGACGCCCUUCCUGGCCAAGUCAAAGGACAUCGACUACCAGGACUCGUUGGCCAUUUUCAAGCUCAUCCUGCGCUUCAUGAACGACAACAACCUGAACGGCAAGAAAGAGGUCGCCCUGGGUGACUACAUCGUCAACAAGGGUAUCGUCAACGAGAAGCUGCGCGACGAGAUCCUAUGCCAGCUGUGCAACCAGACUUGGAAGAACGACAAGGACGCCAACAACGAGCGCGGCUGGCUGCUGCUCGCCAACUGCUUGUCGUGCUUCCCGCCCUCGCACACCCUGCACAAGUUCCUCCUCAAGUUCGUCUCGGACCACGGCUGGGACGGCUACAAGGCGGUCUGCCAGCGCAAGCUGCUGCAGUCGCAGUGCGCGCGCAGCGGCAGCGCCGGGGGCCACGGGGACGGCGCGCACACGCCGUCGCGCACCUACCCGCCCUGCCUGCUCGAGUGGCGCGCCAACCGCAAGCGCGUCAACAUGGCCCUGCCCGUGCACUUCGCCGACGGUGAGCAGCGCGUCACGGCCGUCGAGUCGUGGACGACGAGCGAGGAGCUCGCCUCGCUGGUGGUGCGGGAGCGCGGCAUCGCCGAGUGCAGCGGCUGGAGCGUGAGCCUCGCCACCAGCGGCAACGCCGGCGAGGUGGGCCUCGAGCCGGGCGUCAAGGAGAGUGCCGGCUACGACUACGUCCUGGACCUGGUGUCGGAGAUGGAGCUGGCGCCGGCCUUCCCGGCCUGCAGGAACAGCUUCCUGUCUUCGCCCGACAAGCCCAAACGCACUAGCAGCAGCGGCGCCAGCAAGGUGCUGGCCACCCCGGCCGGCCCCAUCGCCGUGGAGGUGGAGGUGGACGAUCCGCCGCUUCCCUCGCCUACGCGCCGGCCCGGCGUCCCACCGCCAGAGCCACCCGUCCCCAAGCAGCCCGCCGCGCGCAAGCCGUCGCGCGAGCUGCUGGUGGAGAGCAAGAAGAACCACGCCAGCCCCGUCAACGGCGUCGGCCACGGCCACGCGCCCAACCACGCGCCGGGCCGCGUGCGCUCCCAGUCCAGGGACCACACUGCGGAGAUCGGCCUGUCGCGCAAGUCUGCGCUCAACGACCGCUACUUUGAGGACAAGCCCGGCCGCAGCCGCAGCUUGGACAACCUCCUGGAGUCGGAGAUGGCGCCGCCGCGCAAGCUCGAGUCGCUGGGGCUGUCGCAGAGCCGCCUCAACGACCGGUACCACUCCAUGGAGAAGAUGCCGCACGCGCUGGGCAGCCCCAUGGGCGGCAGCCCCAACGGCAUCGGCCCGGUCAACGGCGCGCCCGUCGUGCCCGAGCCGCCGCUCAUGCGGAUGUCGGCCGUCAGCAACAAGGAGUACAUGACCAAGGCGGAGGCCAUGCUGGAGGACAAUCUGGAGUCGGUGAGCCAGCGCGGCCGGGACUCGCCGCGCAAGUACAGCCUGAGCAGCAAGCCCGACCCGGCCCUCGAGCUGCUCGAGCUGCGCGACGGCCACGGCCACCACAUCCUCGACUUCGACUACAACGACAUCGCGUCGCAGGCCAGCCAGGCGUGCCGCAGCGAGGACGACAAGGGCAGCUACAUCCGCGGCCACCCGCGCUUCAUCAAGUCGCACUACGCGGGCAAGCGCGCCGCGCCCGGCAGCCACUCCAGCCGCGCCUACAUUGAGGGCCGCAACAACUCGGAGAAGUCCGAGUACGGUGCCAAGUCGUCCGCCCUCUCUGACACCAGCGAGGCGCCUUCCCUCGCAUCCCAUGUUCGGCGGGUGCGAGUGCCCUCACAGGCGUCCGACGUGGACCAGUUCCUGGACGACCUCUUCAUGCCGGUGCUCGACGGGAACCUGGACGAGCUGUCGGACGCGCGCUCGCUGGCCGCCUCCAUCAAGGGCGGCGGCCAGGGCGGCGCUCAGGGUGGGCCGCACUCGGCGCCCGGCCCGUCGCGGCGCAUCUCGACGCAGAGCUCGGCCAGCCGGCACAGCGACGCCGACGACGAGGUGGCCACGCUGACGGGCUCAGCGGCGCCCUCGCAGAGCGUCGACGACUACAUCAGCGACCUCUUCCAGCCCAUCUUUGUGAACGAGUCGCUGCGGAGGCUGACGCGCGCCGACACCCUGGCCGUGGCCAUCAAGGGCGGCGGCCAGGGCCUGGGCGGCAUCGAGACCCGGCAGACGACCGCCACGCAGUCCCAGCCCACGGCCUCGUUCGGCUUCACGCCCAUCGGCAACGUGACCUCGCCCACGCCCAUGAUGCCCGGGCUCAUGACGGGCAUGAUCUCACCGCCGCCGCUCAUGAUGCCCGGCAUGUCGUCCAUGCCCAUGUUCAGCCCGCAAGGGUUGACAGGGUUGACUUUGCCCGACUCUGCCCUAGGCUCAGGCGCGAGCAACGGCCAGCAGCCCAACAGCCUGCUGGCGGAGUCUGGCCACCCGGCCCUCGUGGCCUACCAGCAAAGUCUGCAGCGGGCCUUCCUGCAGUCAGCCAUGGCGCAGAACAUCCAAAUCCAGCAGCAGCUGCUCGCCCAGAACCAGGCGCUGCAGACCUUGUUGCAGACACAGGCCAACUCGCCCAACACAUCUGGACAGUCCGGCCAGUCAGGACAGACUCCGACUACGACGCCUAUCGCUUCGCUUGCCUCGUCCCAAGUCCCAAGCCCGGCCGAGGACCAGGAGAGGGCCGGUGCUUUUCAGAGACACGCUCCUUCAGUUGCGUCGUCAAAGUCAUCAUCCGCUGGAGAGAGAAACUCAGUGGUUGGGGAGCUCACACCCUCAAUUGCUUCUUCUCGUAACACUAGCCCCAUCGGAGCAGCAGAAAAUGCGUUGUCAGCCACUGCGUCACCUUCUACUGAAUCAGAACCUGAUCGGGUUUCUAAGGUAUCUUUCCGUGAGCCGGAGAAUGGAGACUUAUGGUCAACUGAAAAGCAGCAGAACUCAAUCUCCAGCCCAGGACCUCCACUGCCACCCAAAGCAAGAUCAACACCAAUUCAGCCUGUGCUCACAACUGUCACCAGAGCACAGGUCCACCGCUCGCAGUCCCCAACGCACUCCGGCACCCCUCGCAAGGCCAGCCUCACUCGAAGUCCAUCUAACCCUCACACUGCCUUCACCAGUGUGCUAUCAGAGCUUCGCAGUCGCAAGAGUUCCGUUGACUCUAACCAGUCUAACAGCAGGGGAAUUCCCCCACCCCCACCCUUCAGCAAGAGCAGCAAGAAGAGCAAGAAAGAGGCCAAGCUGCAGCGCAACACGCUGGGCACGCCGGAGGAGCGGCGGAGCCAGCUCGACCGGGACAUGAAGAACAGCUGGGACACGCUGCCGGAGACGCUGCGCAAGAAGAAGCAGCGCAUGUCCCGGGCGCUGCUCUCAGAGUUCAUCGAUGCCGACAGCCCGGAUGGCCCCGAGGACGGCAAGGCCGACGUCACGGGUGCUCCGGAAAAGGCAGACGCGGUGGGCGCGUCAGCCGAGGACAAGGAUGCCAUGGAGGACGCCGUCAAAGACACGUUGCGCAGCGUGUACUAUGACGAUGAAGAUGACGAAGACGAGGAUACCAAGUCUUCGGCCUCCUCGAACUGCUCGGACAAGAACGAGGUGUGCGUCUACCAGGUGCAACCGGGCAGGCCGAGCAACGCCGUGGAGGUGCGGGCCAUGUUCCACCGGCAGGACGAAGACACAAGCCUGGGGACGGUGGGCGCGGCCCUCGGCCUCAACAACAACGAGACACAAAUAGGCGAGGAGGAAGUCUACCAGAAGAUAACAUUCGAUAGUGAUAGGCAGCGAUCUGCUGAUACUCAGGGGGGCGAAGACGAGGCUCUUUCAAGACUGAAUUCUGUGAUUCCCGACUCCGCGGAGGACGAGGCGGCCGGGACCGCGGAAGAGAUUCCGCAAAUCAAGACUGAGGACGAGAGGACGGAAAUGGAGAACGGCCCACGACCUGACACGGCGCAGGAUGUUGAACAGCAACUUUCAAGCAGUAGCCAGCCGGCAAUGUGCCUAAACUAG
Molecule: messenger RNA, 7083 nt
Organism: Frankliniella occidentalis (western flower thrips)
Lineage: Eukaryota; Metazoa; Arthropoda; Insecta; Thysanoptera; Thripidae
Exons: 17
Coding region: 1-7083 (2360 amino acids)
Cellular component (GO): cytoskeleton; myosin complex
Molecular function (GO): cytoskeletal motor activity; protein binding; ATP binding
Source: RefSeq, a predicted model, not a curated record